Molecule: messenger RNA, 1973 nt
Organism: Polistes dominula (European paper wasp)
Lineage: Eukaryota; Metazoa; Arthropoda; Insecta; Hymenoptera; Vespidae
Source: RefSeq, a predicted model, not a curated record
AUGGACAGCGAAAACAGCUCACUGCCAAAAGCUCUAGCCCCGGAACUUAAAGCUUACCUGGACGCUAUGUCAGGGAACAUCAUCACGACUAUCUCUAUGCAGCUACAAGAAUUCCAAAAAUCAAUAGAGAGCUUGAAAGCCGAUAUAGAAAAGCGGGAUGAAAGUUUCAGUGUCUUCCAACAGGAAACCAAAGAUUUCCAAGACGAUACGAGAGCAAGACUCGACAAACUAGAGAAAAGUCCCUGGGAAGACCAAUACAUCAUAGACAUGGAGGGUAGAAUCAAGGCAUUAGAAGAAACAUCAAAUUCCAAUCCACCAAUCCCCCUUUACGCGGAAGUGUGCAAAAGAGUUAAGAAGAACCCAGACUCUGUUGUCCGAAGUCAACACUUUUUACAAGUCACAUUCGGUGUUGAAGACCAGGUGCUCUCAGCGAGAAUAGUGUCUAAACCUAGGACUCGCCCCAUCGUUGUUGUCCAACUGAAGUCAUCCGAUAUUAAACGUACGAUUCUAAAACUGAAGAAAGAAAAGCUAAACGGAAAAGAUGUAUACAUCGAGCCAGAUCGCACACCAGAAGAUCGGAAGAUCUUCCUGAGCWUAAGAGCUAGAKCCAAAGAAGCCGARAAGGCAGGAAAGAGAGCCACGAUACGUAAUAAAACCAUCGAGAUCGACGGACAACUAUUCCAUUGGCAGGCUGACUCUAACAAUAUCCAGCCAGUGGCUAAAAACCAACCCAAAGGCACAGUGAGCUUCCCAACAAAACCUGACUUUCUAGGCAUUUGCGAGACAUGGGUCUCGCAGAAGAUAGUAGCGGCACCGGCGCCUUGGGACAAUUACAACUACGAAUACUCAGAAGCAGUCAAAGAAAAAAGUACUGGCCGUGCGAGUGGUGGUUUUAUGGUUUUAAGUAAUAAGGAUUACGAUAUGUUGUUAAUAGGAAAAUCAGAAAUGUAUGUCUUUGUGUGUGUCCGUAAAAGGGAUGUAAAUUAUGUGUUAGGAACCAUCUACUGGAAACUGAAUUAUGAUAUAAACAUUGCGCUAGAAUCGUUACAACUAAUUUUAGACGAAAUUAUGRSGGACUAUAAAAAUGUUCCAAUCGUAAUUGCAGGCGAUUUCAACGCAAGACUUGGCUCGAUCGGUGACCUUGAGGCGGAGGUUGUAGAAAAUACUGUGCUUAGUAAUCAGAGAAAUUCUAAAGAUCUCAAAGUAAAUUCACGGGGUWCAGAACUAAAUAAUUUUAUGGAAAGUAAUGGUUUUAUUCUGUUAAAUGGCCGAACGAUAAGAGAUCUAAAGGGCGAGUAUACUUUUGAGAACMAUAACGGUCAAAGUACAAUUGAUUUAUGUUGGAUCAAUACGCAGUUYAUGGAUAUUGYAGAAAAUUUUGAGGUAUUGCAAACUGUUACGGGAUCGGAUCAUUUCCCAAUUGGAGUGAGUCUGCAACUGCCACUCAACGUUGGAGAAUAUGCAAAUAAUGAACAGGAAAAAAGUACAAAAUACAUUAAGCAACCAAAAUUCAUAUGGGAACCGAGCAAGCYUGCUGAAUACCAAGACCUAUUAAAUAAUUUAAGUGUACGAGUKGAAGCCUUUACAAACACUGACAAUUUAUCAGUGGAUGAGCAAAGUAAUAUCCUAUCGACAGCAAUUCAAAAGGCGGCUCUGAAAACCGGAAUGUGGAAAGAAGUAAAAAGAUCCAAUGUGCGGAGGUUUCAUGCCCCUUGGUACAAUAAAGAUAUUCUGGUCCAUAAAAGAAAAGCUCAAAAACUGCUUCGGAAGAUUAAAAAUUCGGAUAUGAACAACAACUUACUGCAAGCUGAGUAUCUCAAAGUAAAAAAAGAAUACAAACUCUCAAUCGCCAAUAGAAAAGCUGACUAUUACAAAGAAUUGAAGAAUAGAUUUGCCGGGGUAAGGAAUUCAAAAGAAUUCUGGCAGGCUGUACGUAGAUGUAAAAUUAGCACCUUUACUCCAAACCUGAUAGA